AUUUCACUCUCUAAUUCUACCUUCUUUAUUAUUUCUCUUACCAUAUCUUUCUGACCUUGUAACAGUUUUCUGGCUUGGGACUGAAUUCAUUUUUUUUCAAAUGACGAACAAUUUGUUUACUUACAUUUAUACUUUACUAGUAAAAAGUAAAGAGUGUAUUUUCACUUGGGUUUUCUUCAGAUUUGCUGGCUUAUCUUCUGGAUUCUUGUUGAUGGUCAUAAAGAAUACUAUUUGGGCUCUUUUUAUGUGCAUUCUUGCUUUAGGAGGAGCGACAAUAGGGAUAGUGACAGGAGCAAUUAAAGGACAAACAACAGAAACAGGGCUACUCCGAGGGGCCGGUGUUGGUGCUGUUACUGGAGCUGUUACAACUGUCCAAUUAGUCGAACUUAUACUUAACGGAGAACCAUUUUCUAAGGUUGCACUUGUAUGUAGUCUAGUAAAUGGAAAGGUAUUCAUGGAAUGGGUUAGUCCAGCUGUUCUCAAGGCUUAUCAGUGGCAAGUUAGUACUGUGGAGUCAAGUUUGAGGGAAAUAUCUGACAUCUUUGAUAUCAAUGCAACGAAAGGAUUAUCACAAGAGGUCAUAAAGAAGUUGCCAAAGUACAAUUUCUGCUCAGUGAAUACAGAUAGAGAAUCUCAAGAAGUCACUUGUGCAAUUUGCCUGCAGGAUUUCAAAGACGGGGACUUGGCAAGGGUGCUACCAAGUUGCAAACAUUCGUUCCACACACAAUGCAUAGAUGAGUGGCUAAUCAGACAUGGAAGUUGUCCAAUUUGUAGAGAAGAAAUCUGAGGAUUGAGGAACAACUACUAAAUCCUAAAAGGAGAAAAAAAUGCUGCAGUUGUUUCUGCAAGUAACUUGCUUACAAAAUGUAAAUUUUGUGCAUCAAUCAAAACUUGCAAAAUGAAUGGAACCAAUGUUCUUCCA
This is a messenger RNA of Solanum stenotomum, 922 nucleotides long. RefSeq names its product NEP1-interacting protein-like 1. The coding region runs from base 101 to 787 and encodes 228 amino acids. Lineage: Eukaryota; Viridiplantae; Streptophyta; Magnoliopsida; Solanales; Solanaceae. The transcript has 5 exons. The record is from RefSeq and is a predicted model, not a curated record.